AUGACAACAAACAAUCGCACGAAAAUUAUUUAUUGCACAACUUUGUUGGUCGUUGUGCUCUCGUUAAUGAUGACGGUUGGAGUGCAAGGAGCCGAUGAUUUAUUUCUCGUUGUUCGUCCAUCAUCAUCUUCCCCAAUGAAGAGAAGUUUGGAUUCAUUUUACAUGUUGCCAAAGGCUAAAAUUAAUCUUCUCGGAGGAGAUGAAGUACAUGCUCAUGUACACUAUGAUGAGACAACUAACAAGACUGGGUGGGCCUUGUUGAGUCUUACAACAAAUCCUGAUGAAACAGAUGCUGAUCAAGCUUUUGCUGCUGGUUUUGUUGAAGGUUAUGUAACUGCCAAUUUAAUGGAAACCUAUUGGCCUGGAUUUAACAAUGCAAGCUAUACUCCAAGUUUGGAUCCUCAACUCAAUCAAUUUUUGGAUGACAAUUUACGUUUCAUGAGAAGAAAAAUUGCUGAAUCUAGAAAUGGAAAUACCAAUGAAAAACUUUAUUGGACUCAUGUAGGUUUGGUUUUGGAUCAAGUUGAAGGUCUCUAUGCUGGCUAUUUAAAAAAAAUGGCUGAACAAUUCAAAACACCAACAUUGACACUUCUAGAAAUGCUCAAAUUCCAAGUAGCUGCUGACACUGAUGACUUGUAUUCCAAGUGGCAACCAACAAAUUUUGACAAUAUGAGCAAGGAAGAAAUUGAAAAAUAUACACUCCUUCACACAAGAUGCACUGCAUUCAUCAAGUAUAGUGAAGACAAGAAGAAUCUUUUCCUUACUCAUGCCACCUGGGCUCCUUAUCAAUACAUGUUGAGAAUUUACAAACAUUACAGAAUUAAUUUUAAGGAUACACCUGCCAAGUUGGUCAGCUUUUCUUCAUCACCUGGAUGGUUGGCUAGUGGUGAUGAUUUCUACAUUACUAGUGCUGGACUUAUUGUUACUGAAACAACAAACUCCAUCUAUAAUCAAACAUUGUACAAUUAUGUUACAUCAGAAACUGUAUUAUAUUGGAUGAGAAAUAUUGUUGCAAACAGAUUAGCCAACUCUGCCAAAGAAUGGACUGAACUCUUUGCCAAAUAUAAUAGUGGCACUUAUAACAAUCAAUGGAUGAUUAUUGACACUAAGAAAUUUGUACCAGGAGCUGAUAAAUCAGAUCCAGAAUUAUUCUAUAUUUUGGAACAAAUUCCAGGAGAUUGUAUGAGUGCUUCAAUGAGUCACAUUCUCGAUGAAAGAUAUUGGCCAUCAUUCAAUCUUCCUUACUUCUCAUAUAUUUUUAAUGUUAGUGGAUAUCCAGAAAAAUUGAAAAAGUAUGGAGACUUUUUCAGUUAUGACAAGUGUCCUAGAGCUAAGAUUUUCAAACGUGAUGCACCUUCAGUCAAUACCAUUGAGGAUGUCAAGAAAUUGAUCAGAUAUAAUGACUAUCAACAUGAUCCACUUUCAUUAGGAGAUGCAUGCCAUCAAAUUGCAUCCAGAUGUGAUUUGAAUCCUGGAGGCUCAGCAUUUGGUGCUAUUGAUGCUAAAGUUACUGACAUUGCCUUUGCUAGAAGAAACUUUGCUUUUGCUCAAUCUGGACCAACUCACGACCAAGAACCAGUAUUCAAGUGGAAUAAUGUUAAUAGCCCAGCUAAUCCACAUCCUGGACAACCUGUUGAAUUUGAUUUUAAUUGGGUAUCUAUGGCUCCAAUAUAUUAAUUUUAUAAUAUUGAGCUCAAGAGAGAACGAUUUGAAUUUCCCUUAUAUUAUUAGUAAUAAAUUU
Messenger RNA from Naegleria gruberi, 1741 nucleotides. Its product is annotated as lysosomal/endosomal membrane protein p67. The transcript has 3 exons. Gene Ontology annotation, molecular function: glycerophospholipase activity. Bases 1 to 1677 code for a protein of 558 amino acids. Gene Ontology annotation, biological process: phospholipid catabolic process. Gene Ontology annotation, cellular component: extracellular region. The record is from RefSeq and is a predicted model, not a curated record. Lineage: Eukaryota; Heterolobosea; Eutetramitea; Acrasida; Naegleriidae.